CCAGCGGCUCGAGCAUGCGCUGAGAGUUUGUGCAGCUGGCCCUGGCUGCCGCCGCUGCCUCGUCCGGACUCGGAGAGGACUUGGGAGGGACAGCGGCGCUGGGAGGUGGCUUAGCAGAGACUUUCCAGCAACUGCUGCCCAGGACUUUUUUUUUUUUUUUCUUUUUCCCAGGAGGCGGCGACGGCGGCGGUGGGGGGAGAGGAAGAGAAAAGCGCCUCCAGCUGAAGCCAAUGCAGCCCUCCGGCUCUCCGCGAAGAAGGUCCCUGCCCCGAUGAGCCCCAGCCGUGCGUCCCCGACUGUCCCCAGGCGGGCGUGGGGCACAGGGCCCAGCGCCGACGAUCGCUGCCGUUUUGCCCUUGGGAGUAGGAUGUGGUGAAAGGAUGGGGCUUCUCCCUUACGGGGCUCACGAUGGCCAGAGAAGAUUCCGUGAAGUGUCUGCGCUGCCUGCUCUACGCCCUCAAUCUGCUCUUUUGGUUAAUGUCCAUCAGUGUGUUGGCAGUUUCUGCUUGGAUGAGGGACUACCUAAAUAAUGUUCUCACUUUAACUGCAGAAACGAGGGUAGAGGAAGCAGUCAUUUUGACUUACUUUCCUGUGGUUCAUCCGGUCAUGAUUGCUGUUUGCUGUUUCCUUAUCAUUGUGGGGAUGUUAGGAUAUUGUGGAACGGUGAAAAGAAAUCUGUUGCUUCUUGCAUGGUACUUUGGAAGUUUGCUUGUCAUUUUCUGUGUAGAACUGGCUUGUGGCGUUUGGACAUAUGAACAGGAACUUAUGGUUCCAGUACAAUGGUCAGAUAUGGUCACUUUGAAAGCCAGGAUGACAAAUUAUGGAUUACCUAGAUAUCGGUGGCUUACUCAUGCUUGGAAUUUUUUUCAGAGAGAGUUUAAGUGCUGUGGAGUGGUAUAUUUCACCGACUGGUUGGAAAUGACAGAGAUGGACUGGCCCCCAGAUUCCUGCUGUGUUAGAGAAUUCCCAGGAUGUUCCAAACAGGCCCACCAGGAAGAUCUCAGUGACCUUUAUCAAGAGGCUGUACAGGAAAGGCAAAUGAUAAUGGCAUCUGCCCCUGGGAAGGCCUCAAGGAGCUUUGACGCAUGGCAAAAAGCAAAGCGGCAGCAGGCACAUCACAUGGCCAAAGCAGGAACAGGAGAGAGAGAUGGGGGGUGGUGCUACACACUUUUAAAGAAACAGAUCUUGGGAGAACUCCGUUAUUACCAAGAGGAUGGCCGUUCAUGAGGAAACUACCCCCAAGAUCUAAACACCUCCCACCAGGCCCUACUUCCAACACUGUGGAUUACAUUUCAACAUGAGAUUUGGGUGGGGACAAAUCUGCUAAUUAUAUCAACGCCUGUCUGCUGCAAGUUUCUACAUGCCUAAAGAGUCAGCAAAGAAAUAUUUAAUUGCAUGUACUAUAGAGAAAUUUGUGCUUUUACUUAUAUAAUUAUACUCUGUGUCUUUUAAAAUUGAAUUUAUUAAAGGAUAUAGGGCAGCAUACAACAAAAAUACAGUAAAUUAAUAAUAAAAUAUAAACAGAAUUGGAAAGUCAAGGUUAAAGGAAAGAGUAAGCAGAGGUGCUUAACAUGAAGACAGACAGUUACUGUGGUUGAGUGUCCUUUUUGCCUCUCAGCUUUCUGACAGCCCAGGUGAAAAGGAGGUACAAUCAUCACCAUAAUUCUAAUGUUAGGAGAGCAAACAUUCUCUCUUUUUGAAGUAAUUCAACCUCAAAGGGAGCAAAAUUCUAAAUAUUUUAUCAAGUGGGAUUUUAUAUCUACUACUUUAUCGAGAAAAAAUAUCUUCAAUACCAUUUUUCACAAAUUUUACAGAGCAGUUUCUUAUGGUGUUUUCCAAUACAUAUCAUUAAGUACACCUUGGUGGAAAAUAAUAUGCAAGGGCAUAAGUUAAUAUAUUGCAAGUUGGCACAUUUUGGUGACCUGGUUUGAUGGAUGGACAUAAAGUACUGAGAUGUCAACUGAUUUCAUUUCUUUUAGAUAAUCUGUAGUUGACACCUCUUUUGGAGAGACUCUUGAUAGAGAAGCAUAAAAUAUAGUUUAAUGAAUUCUGAUGACAAAUUUAAGGACUGACGUUCUGCCUUGUUUGAGGAGUUACCUGUAUGCUUUUUAAACAAAAUGAGGAAAUGAUCACCUGAUAUUUUGCUAUAUAAAUGGAGGAGUCUAACUAGGUAGGACCUUUGCUUGGAACAAAGCAUACUUGCCUACCUGAGUGUGAACAUAAUCUUAAGGGACCAGUGAUCUGGAAGGACACCAAGUCCCAACUAUGUGACGUGUCAAUACAAUUGCAUGUCUACAUUUCUGGGCAACCAAAAAAGCUGUUUUGUCAUUGGAAUCCAAAGUCAUUUUCAAUAACCUUGAUUGUCUUAAUAUUUCAUUGCAUUUUAUAGUUUUUUAAGUUACAAAUCAAUGUCAUUUUCAAAGAAACAUCGACAGAAUCAACACAGUCUAGAAAAGGAUCAACAGAAUGAUUAAGUGUACGUAUUUGGAAAACUUGAAAACUAGGACUAUUUAGCCUGGAGAGGAGAAUAAUUAAAGAGAAAGGGAUAAUUGAUUCUUCAGCUAUGACUGUCUCCCUUAUGGAAAAGGGAAGGGUUAAGAGCAGACUAAGAACCAGUGCAUCCUUACAAAGAAGGCAGUUUCCAACAAGGGAGUGCUUGUUAAAAAUUAGUGUUAUUCCGGUGUGGACAGGGCUGUCUAGUGAGUCGGGGAGUCCCUCUCAUUAGAACUGCAAUUUCAUUCAUUGUUUUUUUAUUCCCCUGUGAGUCAUACUUUCUUGUUUCUUUGCAUGUCUUAUAACUGUUUUUCUUUAAGAGAACAGGACAUUUUAAAUAAUAUAAUGUGACAGCUCUGAAAAUCAGAUUUUUCCACCUCUCCAGCAUUUGCUGUGUUUAUUUAUUGGUUCAAUGGCAUUUUCUAAACUAAUUCUGUAAAGGCUGUAUUCUUUGUCACAUGUGGUCAUUGAAGUUUCUGCUCGGUUAGCUUAGUGGUCAGUUAAUGAAUGGACAGAGAUUUCCUUAGAUGCCUAGAACCAGUGAGUCUCCCAGCCUUUACCAAGGGUGCACAGAGCUUCAAGGUCAGCCAGAGGAGAGAUCUUAGGAUCUUUGCAGGUCUUUCCUGGGACUAUGCACAGCCCCUGAACCUAAGCACAGCCCUAUUCAUGUGUGUAAUUUUCAAGAUCCCCACGAAUAUGUCAGAGCUUUGUCAAGCCCCCAUGUGCACAACUGUUACCAACUGCCUUAGGCAGCCUCAGAGAUCAGUAGUUACCUCUAACUGUCGUUGGUAACCUCCUGGGGAGGGAGGGACCAGAGGCUGUUCCCUAGUCGAGCUUCAAGUUCAGGUCAAAUAAAGACAUCCUGCUGAGUGGGGUCUUCCAGGCCAGACCAGCCAUAUAGUAACAAUCCUCCAGGAAAGGCGCCUUGAAGGAGCUGCAACCCCAUUCUGCGCCCUCUGGUGGCAGCUAGGCUGCCAGUUCUCACCAGGAUUGCAGGCUCUUGGCUUUCCAGGCUACUGAGGGGAGCAGGGAUGGGAAUAGGGUAAAUGAAAAUUCCAUAGCACUUGCUGUUCCUAAUGAGAUUCGGCGGCUUUUCGUGAAUAAACGCUCCUCAGAUUGCCGCAGACUUUGGUUAAUUUCCAGAAUUCUAGAAAAAUUGAGGCUAACAGGUUUUUUGCCAGUGUUUUCAUUGAUUACAUGAGUAGAGAUUCUUUGGAGGUCCUUCCCAUACCAGUUUAGCUAUGUCACUCUACAAGUGCUUUUUUGCCAUGUUUUUAAAAGAUAACAAGUUGAAUUCAUGACUUCCAAGGACCCCUCCCAUUCUAGGGUGUUCAGUAUUAAUAGGUCUCAUUCCCCAACCAUCCUAGGUGAUAGAAUUUACUGUACCAUUUUAAAAAUAAAUGUGAUUGUUUAAGAUAAACUGAAAUAGACUUUAAACAGUGCCAAGAUAUGAAACAUAAUAAACUGUACUUAAUUAUCAACCUCUGCCUUAUUUUAUUCACAGAUUUGAAAAGGAAACAUUACUUUUCUGGCACAGUUUCUUAGCUUAAAAUGAAUUAGUCUAAAGAGGUAGGAGAUCUUAAGCCAAUAUAGAUACAAUUUAAGCCCCAGAGACUAUUGAAAGGGUAAAAAUCAAGUAAUUGACUGACAGCAUUUCACAGAGUCGAAUCAUCAGCGUAUACAUUUAUUGAAUGGUUUACUUUUUUGAAUAACUAAUACAUUGUUAUUAACUAUAGUCACCACUUUGUAUUGUAGACCUCUUGAACUUAUUCCUCCUAACUGAAAUUUUGUAUCCUUGAAUGGUUUACCUCUAAAUCUUUUUUUUUUUUUUU
Molecule: messenger RNA, 4325 nt
Organism: Pongo pygmaeus (Bornean orangutan)
Lineage: Eukaryota; Metazoa; Chordata; Mammalia; Primates; Hominidae
Gene: TSPAN12
Product: tetraspanin 12
Exons: 8
Coding region: 409-1227 (272 amino acids)
Cellular component (GO): plasma membrane
Source: RefSeq, a predicted model, not a curated record